AUGAGCCCGAUCCCGAACAAUACCUUGUACUCUGAGGAUGAUAUACCCGUGACAAGCUUAUCUCUAGAGCUCGCCAAAAAUGCUCCAGGGAAGCCAGACUUUCGAUUUGAUGAGAUAUUUGCGCCGGAUUGUUCGACCCCGCUCUCGUCGGCAGAUGUCCUGGAAGACUUUGGCAGAAUUAGACGUAACAGAGGGAGAGAUGAUGGUGAAUCCAAAUCAGUGGAAGGCGGCGGCUUCGGGGAUUUUGAGAUCACUGCCCUUGCCGGAGCCAUGGCGGGAUUUCUGGCCGGCGUUACGGUUUGCCCUUUGGACGUGGCUAAGACUAGAUUACAGGCACAGGGCUUACGUUCCGGGUCCGUCAAAUACUAUAAUGGUAUAGUUGGAACGCUCACUACCAUUGUUCGCGACGAAGGUGUACGAGGUUUAUACAAAGGUCUCGUGCCCAUCAUCAUGGGAUACUUUCCUACAUGGAUGAUCUACUUCACGGUUUAUGAGAAGAGCAAAAAGCGUUAUCCACAGCUCUUUCCGUCUUCUGACUUUCUAUCGCACUCUUUAUCGGCUUUGACCGCUGGCUCCGUUUCAACCAUUUUGACGAACCCUGUCUGGGUGGUCAAAACCAGACUGAUGUUACAAACGCAUGUGGACAAAAAUACUACUCACUACAAGGGAACUUUCGACGCAUUCUAUAAAAUAUACACUACCGAAGGUUUCAAGACGUUUUAUGCGGGAUUACUUCCGUCGCUAUUUGGGCUGUUCCAUGUUGCCAUCCAUUUCCCCAUCUACGAGAAACUCAAAGUGUGGCUGCAUUGCUCACGUUCUUUUGCUGACUUUGAAGACCAUAAGCUAGAUAUAGCGCGCUUAAUAACUGCAUCCAGCGUGUCAAAAAUGGUGGCCAGCACGCUUACAUAUCCGCAUGAGAUUCUUCGCACACGGAUGCAACUGAAAGCACCACCAGCGGAGAAUAAGAAUGCUUUAAGACCCACCACCAAUCACGGUCUGAUACGACUGGUUUCGUGCACUUACAAGGCCGAAGGGUUAAAAGGAUUCUACUCGGGCUUCACAACUAACCUUGUCAGAACUGUUCCGGCGUCUGCAAUAACAUUGGUGUCCUUUGAAUAUUUCAGAAAAUACUUGACUAACCUCAGCGAUAGUCUAACGAUAUAG
Messenger RNA from Lachancea meyersii CBS 8951, 1164 nucleotides. Lineage: Eukaryota; Fungi; Ascomycota; Saccharomycetes; Saccharomycetales; Saccharomycetaceae. The record is from the annotation of a GenBank genome assembly.